Molecule: messenger RNA, 5097 nt
Organism: Astyanax mexicanus (Mexican tetra)
Lineage: Eukaryota; Metazoa; Chordata; Actinopteri; Characiformes; Acestrorhamphidae
Product: guanine nucleotide-binding protein G(q) subunit alpha
Exons: 7
Coding region: 1572-2651 (359 amino acids)
Biological process (GO): adenylate cyclase-modulating G protein-coupled receptor signaling pathway; action potential; phospholipase C-activating dopamine receptor signaling pathway
Cellular component (GO): heterotrimeric G-protein complex
Molecular function (GO): G protein-coupled receptor binding; G-protein beta/gamma-subunit complex binding; GTPase activity
Source: RefSeq, a predicted model, not a curated record
AUGGCAGGGAGUGGAUCGUGCCUGUAAUGAAAUUACAUAUGGAAUAGCCGAGCGAGGAGUCGGUCCACUUCAGCCUGGACUGAUCUGAUGCGGAAUGAGGGGGGUAUUGUUUAAUGUGUGAGAUCAGCGCGGAGGCUGUGUGUGUAUUUGUGAGGGACGCGCGGGUACCUGAGGAUGAGGUUGUGUUUGGGGUGGAUUAUUCUCCAGUAGACCACUGCUCCGGUCUGCUGCUCGGGAGGGAAUUGGAGUGAAAGUCCGCCAUAUUCAGCUUUACCACGCCCGGAGUCCAGGCGUUUGGGGAAAACCAUUUCAGAGCACUGGCUGCUGAGCUAAACAUCAUGCAAACCUUGCUGUUGUCUUCUACUGGAAGUGCUGGGAAACGUGGGCAGCGAGAACAGCAAGAAACGGAGCACUAUCGCUUCUUCUGUGGAGAGCACUGUUAUUAACUAGUUAGUUACCACAGCUGCGUUAGGUUAACUAACUGAAAAGAGUGUUAUUUAGCCAGCUAACAAGCUAACUCUAGUUUAGCUAACUAUCAAACCUAUUGUUAUCCUGUAUUAAACUAAAUAAAAAAGUUGCUAACUAGCUUAGCUAGGAUAAAUAACCUAACUAGCUGGAAGCUAGCUUAGCUAGUUAGUUAAUCAUACGUAACGUUAUCCUGUCUUAAACCAAAUCAAAACAGUAGCUACAUAGCUAGCUUAUCUAGGUUAACUAACUUAACUAGCUGCAUAUAUUGCUAUCUAGCCACCUAACAAGCUAACUAGCUUAGCUAACCAACUAAGUUAUCUAACCUAACGUUAUCCUGUAAUAAAAUAAAAAAUAACUAGCUAGAUAAGCUAGGUUAACUAAUUUAACUAGCUGGAAAUAUAUGUGAUCCACCUAUCAAGCCUAUCUAUCUUAGCUAACUAUCGAAUCUAAUGUUAUCCUGUAUUAAACUAAAUCAUAAAAGUAGCUAACUAGCUAAUCUAGCUCUAUCUUAAAAAUAGUCAAUAGUUGUGUAGCCACUUAACCAGCUAGUUUAGAUAAUCUAUCUAUCUAAUCUAACGUAAUCCUGUAUUAAACUAAAGUAAAUAACUAAAACAAAAGCUAAAUAUCUAUCUAACUUAGCUAGUUAGCUGUUAACUAACUUUCGCUUAGCUAGCAUAGUCAUGGACACAUUCUGCCCCAAGGAUCUGUUGUUUUUAAAGUAGCUAACUAGCAGUCAGCUAACUAAUUAGCUAGCUAACUAGCCAUCUCAGAAGCUCGAUAUAUAGUUUAGCUACCUAGUUAGCUAGAUAACGUUAGCUUUAAGGCUACAAGUUUUGCUAGAACAGCAGGGAUGAUCAAGAACUUUAAAAACCGGUGGUUAGUUAAGCUAAUCUAGCUAACGUAGACUGUUUAUGAACCCCACACCCUGUCCUCCUGUUCUGUUAAACUUAGCUGGGAAAGCUAUUUUCUCCUAACUGGCUAAUUAUUAAUAUCUACACCCAUGUCUGGACGGCUUCUCCCUCAAUGGAAGUGCUGAGAAACUCCUAAAACACAGGGAAAUCAGCUCGCCCUCCGCCUCUCUCUCACUUUGGGAAUCAGAAAUCAUGACUCUAGACUCCAUAAUGGCGUGCUGCCUCAGCGAAGAGGCGAAAGAAGCGAGGCGGAUCAACGACGAGAUCGAGAGGCAGAUCCGCCGGGACAAGAAGGACUCCCGCCGGGAGCUGAAGCUGCUGCUGCUCGGGACUGGAGAGAGUGGAAAAAGCACCUUUAUCAAGCAGAUGAGGAUCAUUCAUGGUUCAGGCUACUCAGAGGAAGACAAGAAAGGUUUCACCAAGCUGGUCUACCAGAACAUCUUCACGUCAGUUCAAUCCAUGAUCCGAGCCAUGGACACCCUUCAGAUUCCCUACAAAUAUGAACACAAUAAGGGCAAUGCCAAUAUUGUUCGUGAAGUCGAUGUAGAGAAAGUCUCAGGGUUUGCAAAUCCUUAUGUAGAUGCCAUUAAAAGUUUAUGGAAUGACCCAGGAAUCCAGGAGUGCUACGAUCGACGGAGAGAAUAUCAGCUCUCUGAUUCUACAAAAUACUACCUGAAUUCACUGGAUCGUAUUUCAGACUCCUGUUAUGUGCCCACGCAGCAAGAUGUGCUCAGGGUCAGAGUGCCCACAACUGGCAUCAUUGAAUACCCUUUUGACCUGCAAAGCGUCAUAUUCAGAAUGGUGGAUGUGGGUGGCCAGCGGUCAGAGAGACGGAAGUGGAUCCACUGCUUUGAGAAUGUCACCUCCAUCAUGUUCCUGGUGGCGCUGAGUGAAUAUGAUCAAGUUCUGGUGGAAUCUGAUAAUGAGAAUCGAAUGGAAGAAAGCAAAGCACUGUUUAGGACAAUCAUAACGUAUCCCUGGUUCCAGAAUUCUUCAGUCAUUUUGUUUUUGAACAAGAAGGACCUGUUGGAGGAGAAAAUAAUGUUUUCACAUCUUGUGGAUUACUUCCCCGAGUACGAUGGUCCCCAAAGGGAUGCUCAGGCUGGAAGGGAAUUCAUCCUGAAAAUGUUUGUCGACCUGAAUCCAGACAGUGACAAAAUCAUCUAUUCUCACUUUACCUGCGCAACAGACACAGAAAACAUCCGAUUUGUCUUCGCAGCCGUCAAGGACACCAUCCUACAGCUCAACCUGAAGGAAUACAAUCUAGUCUAGAGAAGACAAUUCAAACUGGUCACAGCUGUUGUUCCUGCCUGCUCCAGAAGCACCUGCCGUCCACAGCUUGACCGCAAAUGGCAUGCAUACGAUGGUAUUGAUCCGUCCUGAUGUUUUUUUGUUUUUGUUUUUUUUUUUGUUUUUUUCUUUUCAAGGGCAAAUUGGAGACCGAUUACCUUUUUGUCUUUGGACCAUAAUAUCAAUUAAUACAAACUGCUCACUACUGCAUAAUUAUUUAUUUGCACCUACUUGGAGCUUGUUCACAGGGUCCAUCUUGAAUAUUAUUAUUCCAUUUUAAAGAGAAAUUAUGAUUAAUGAACUUUUAAUGAUUGUGAGCGACAAAUGCAUUCGAAAGAGACAUACUCUCACCUUCCUGCUUUUCUGAGGAAUUGUGGGUGGUCAAAUUUCAUAGCGUUUUCUCUCUGUCUGCAAGUUUUGAAUGUACAUAUUUGAUUAAUUUCUAAGAUGAUUUGUUUUCUUGUCUAUCACUUUAGUCAUUUUAUCUGAUGAUUCUGUGAGGGACAAGAGGUUGUUGGAAAGUAAUUAAAACCAUUGUCCAUUGUAUUUAAGCACAGCUGGUAACAGUCCAGCAAGACUUUGCAGGUUCAGGAGGUGCACUAAGAGAAAUCUGAUAACUGUGCAUUUGUUGUCUUCAUAAUGAGUGAAUAGGAGUCAGUGGUUAGGAGUUGAGUGGUAGUAAGUGUUAAAAGUGCCACAUUUUUGCUUUUAAAUAUGCUUGUCUUAUAUAUUGCCAAAUUAAUUAUUGCACCGCCAGUGUGCACUGUCCCCUUCAUGUCUAUAUAGUACUAGUUCAUUUUUUUUAACACACCACCUGUUGUAUUGUCUUCUGGGUAUUUUAUCUUUCUGUUUUGUUCUUGUAAAGUAGUUCUGCUUCACAAUUAGAGCUCACUCUUAAUGCAGAUUUCUGUUAGUUACAAUACUCAUCAGUAUUUUCAAUCAUUUAGUUGAUUUAUUCAUCCAUUUUAGUUUGAAACCCACUAGAUGGGUCAAGGAUUUUUGCCUACUAUUACAUGCUUAAGUAAUAGUCUUUUACAUUACAUGCCAAAUAUUCCCGUAUUGAUGUAUUAAAUUUUGUAUGUAAUUUUGACCAAGAGUUAAGUGAAAUCAAGCUGUUGUCAGUAUGUACAAUCAUUCAGUGCAAAGCUGCCUUAAUGAAUUGCUUUCGUGUAAAGGGUUGGCCCUUGUCGAUGUAAAGAUCUGAUGCAAUUUGGGAACAUACUCAAAGUGCUGGGUGUUCCUUCUAGAUUAAAUUGCGUCUGUGUUCAAGUUCUGGAGGAAGUGGGAACUCCCUUUUCAUCGUAAAUGAGCAUUCAUCAGGUUUACAAACUCUUAUUGAUAAAGGGAUGCUAGUUUAGAAAGUAACAGUGGUGGUAUUAGUGCUGUGUGGUGUUCACCAUCCAACUGAUCUGAAAAUGAUCCAGAAGUUCUAAUGAUUCCAAAGGAUUUUGGUGUUAAUAUGAUGGUGUUGAAAUCAUUCCUAAAUUGACUGAUCUCAAAUUAAAUUUGUCCUACUUUUGAAUUGUGGUAAUGUCCUUUGAAUACCAUUCGUCAAGAGUCACGUGUAGCUGUAUUUGUCUUUUCAGUUGUGAUGUUAUACGUGCUCUUGAAUAGUUUUUCUGCAUGGCUGAGAGUUGUCAGAUAAUCAUUUAGUUGAGCUCAGAAGGAUCGCAGAAGUGCUGCGUUAAAUAUGCAUUAAUUACUGCUGCUCAGUAGUGGCUCUUGAAGACACAGAGAUGUGCUCCGAAGCAAGAAUGAAUGAAACAUUUCCAAUAACACUGAUAUUCCCAUGUUUUCCUAUUUUUAUUUACUGGGAACUGUGAGCACAGUGCAUAAAGCUCUUAAUUCACUCAACUGAAUUAAUUUUUCAUGCUCUGGUGAAGUCAGACAUCAGUCAGAAGUCAGAUAAUAUGCCAUUCAAGGUUUAAGGUGCCUCAUGUUGUACUUUUUCACAAAUUUGCCAUGUGACUGUGUGUCCCUCACACUUAUAAUCAUAUAAUCCCAGUAUGAGCUUCACUGAGCUAUUUCUUCAACAAUACGCAACAUUGCCAAGAGAAGAGAAAAAAGGAGAAGAAAACAAGUGUGAGGCUGGUGAUCAUGUCAGACUGAAAUGUUCUGUGUGGUGUUGGAUGGUCUUUUUUGGACUAAUGAUGAUAAGCCUUAGAAGUCUCCACGUGUGACCACAUCUGGAUCAAGAUUUAAAUGCUAUAUUACCUUCAUACGGACAGUUUGGAGGGAACUGUGAAUACAGUGUAACUGCAUUUUCUUCACAAACACUACGCUGCCUAGCUGCAAUCUGUUGUUUUCCACUUUUCUCUCCAAGAAGUUGCUCUUUUUUUGUUAUUCAGAGCAUUGUCAUUAAAGCAGAUGUCUAAAAUGCUUUCUAAUCAACUGUUAUGGAAUAAAUUAUUCCACUUUAUAAACCAGA